AUGACCUCCACCACCAACAACAAUGAUGCCACCGACAUGGAAGCUCUCUAUCGCUGCGCCAUCGCUGACGCCUCCUCACUCACCCAAGCCGAAACCAACCUGGUCUUCGGCUGGGCCUCGCCCGAGGAGGACGAACGUAUCUGCCGCACAAAAGCGAAUGGAAAGACGCGCGCCGAGCUUAUCGCCAUCGCCGCGACAAAUCCGGAGCAGUUAACAAAAGUCGAAUGCCAACUUGUCCAGCGGAGUAAGGCUUUUCUCGCCGAUUUCCGGAGAGAGGAACAAAACCCAAACCAGCCGACACCUGACUUGCUGGGGUUGCUGGAGGUGAUCGACCGCGGCCGAGAUAACCUAAGAGCGGCUAUUAACCUGAGGUCGAUCCCCUUAUAUAAAGAGGCCCACAAGGCUGUUUGGGAUGCGCUUGACGACCGGGAAAGACUUGCGAUUAUUGCGGCAAAGAAUCGGUGCGUGCAGAUUCUGGAUGAGGACCGGGCUGAGGAUGAUCGUAUAUAUGAGCUCCAGAAAGCGCAGCAAGCCGAGCAUCGGGCUAGCUUGGGAUUUUCGAGAGAUUAA
Podospora pseudopauciseta is the source of this 570-nucleotide messenger RNA. RefSeq lists its product as uncharacterized. The transcript has a single exon. NCBI's taxonomy places the organism in Eukaryota, Fungi, Ascomycota, Sordariomycetes, Sordariales, Podosporaceae. The record is from RefSeq and is a predicted model, not a curated record. The coding region runs from base 1 to 570 and encodes 189 amino acids.